AUGGCUGCAGACGCCGCCACUUCACCCACGUCGGCGCCGCCAAUGUCGACGCCGAGUACUCGUCCUCGACCGGCCACAUCACGCUCCGACCCGUCGUGGCAAAGGGCGCCGCGCAUCUCGCACUUCGACCGCCACAACAAGACGUCGGCCGAGGACACGUUCCGCGGCUUCUUCUCGCUCUUCUGGAUCGUCAUCGCCGUCGGCGGCACGAGGACCAUCUACAACCGCGUCGCCGAGACGGGCGGUCUCCUCGGCGGGUGGCAGUUUGCGGCGCUCAUCUCCGAGGACGCAUGGGCUCUGGCGCUGAGCGAUGCGGUCCUCGUCGGGUCGACGAUACUCUGCGUCCCGUUCGUCAAGCUCAUCGUCAACGGCUGGGUCCGGUACUACUACACGGGCCUCGUCCUCCAGCACCUCGCCCAGACGCUCUACCUCGGCAUCGCCGUCCGAUGGACGUUCCACCGUCACUGGCCCUGGGUCCAGAGCGGCUUCAUGACGCUGCACGCCCUGAGCAUGCUCAUGAAGAUCCACUCGUACUGCUCGCUCAACGGCGAGCUGUCCGAGCGCGUGCGGCAGCUCGAGAAGGACGAGCGCAAGCUGCACGAGGCGGUCGAGGAGCUUGGCGGCCAGGACGCGCUCGAGCGCGAGGGGCGCGUGGCGUGGGAGAAGGCGUGCGCCGAGGCGGCCGAGCAGAAGGCGGCCGAGGAGGCGGCAGGCGGUCGCGGCAAAGCUUCGGCGUCCUCGCUCGCCCCGCCGCCGGCGACAGGGCCGCAGCCCUCGUCCGACGAGGAGGCCGUCUCGACGACGCUCCGACAGCGACCGUCGGCCGCUCGCCGCCGCUCGCUCUCGCCGUCGGCCGCACGGACCCACGUCACGCCGCCGUCGCGCAAGGCCGAGCCGCACGACGUCGAGACGCUCACCUGGUCGCCCAACGAGCGCGUGUCGCACCUCGCCAUCGCCAUCUGCGAGGCACGCGAGGCCCUGUCGUCGAGCGGCGCCGCCAAGGUCUCGUUCCCGGACAACGUCACGGUCCUCAACUUUGUCGACUACCUUCUCGUCCCGACGCUCGUGUACGAGCUUGAGUACCCGAGGACCGACUCUAUCCGACCCUUGUACAUCCUCGAGAAGACCCUCGCCACGUUCGGCACAUUCUCGGUCCUCCUCCUCAUCGUCGAGCACUUCAUCUACCCGGUCAUGCCCGGGCCCGACAGCUCGUUCAUCUCGUCCCUCCUCGACCUCGCCCUCCCAUUCACCAUCUGCUACCUCCUCAUCUUCUACAUCAUCUUCGAGUGUAUCUGCAACGCCUUCGCCGAGAUCACGCGCUUCUCGGACCGGGCCUUCUACAGCGACUGGUGGAACUCGAUCUCGUUCGACGAGUUCUCGCGCAAGUGGAACCGGCCCGUGCACACGUUCCUCCUGCGCCACGUGUACGCGACGACCAUCUCGACCUACAAGCUCAGCAAGUUCUCGGCCGCCUUUGUCACGUUCCUCCUGAGCGCGCUCGUGCACGAGCUCGUCAUGGUAGUCGUGACGCACAAGAUCCGCAUGUAUCUCUUUGUCCUCCAGAUGGCGCAGCUCCCCCUCAUCAUGCUCGGCCGAGCAAGCAUCUUCAAGCGUCACCCUGCGCUCGGCAACCUCUUCUUCUGGUUCGGCCUCUUGAGCGGUUUCCCUCUGCUAGCUGUAGCGUACCUCAAGUUCUAGAACCGGUCUCUCGGUGCAACGAGCCUCGUAUUUGGCGU
Messenger RNA from Rhodotorula graminis WP1, 1736 nucleotides. RefSeq lists its product as uncharacterized. The record is from RefSeq and is a predicted model, not a curated record. The transcript is spliced from 10 exons. Gene Ontology annotation, biological process: ergosterol metabolic process. Lineage: Eukaryota; Fungi; Basidiomycota; Microbotryomycetes; Sporidiobolales; Sporidiobolaceae. Bases 1 to 1698 code for a protein of 565 amino acids. Gene Ontology annotation, molecular function: ergosterol O-acyltransferase activity. Gene Ontology annotation, cellular component: endoplasmic reticulum membrane.